CUGCAUCUUAUUCUUCACCAGAGAUGAAAAACAACUACAGAGUGUUAGAGCCAAUCGCUAUUUUUUACACAAUAUAUAUUAGUUAUAAAUUCAUCCCACAUUUUUGGACUCUCGCCGUAAAACCAUUCUUGACCUACUUAAUAUAACUAUUUACAUAUUUACAUGCUAAUUUUUGUUGAGAAUCUUUUAGACAUGGUUUCACAUCAGUGAUUUGAAGUGUUUCACAUUCAUGCACCAGCAGAUCGUCGUAUAUAUAGAUCCUUGACACGUUGACUGUUGUCUUUGUUAUUGGAGUUAUUGAGGAGGCGAUUGCCGGUUCAUCAUUCGUGAAAGAAAAAGGAGGAAAAAGAAAAUUUUAAACGGCUCUGUGCCAAUGAAAGGAACAUCAAUGGAUAGAUGGUGGUAAUUUCUGUGAAUGCUGCACAAUGACCACGAAAAUAAUUAAGGCAUUUCAAAGAACUAAAACUUUCACCACAAGCGAAGUUGAAGAAACUCAACUGAAACGAUGCUUAUCUACGUUGGAUCUCACAGCUCUUGGGAUUGGUUGUACAUUAGGAGCAGGAGUGUAUGUUCUUGUGGGGCAAAUAGCAAGGAAUGAGGCUGGUCCUGCCAUAGUUGUCUCGUUUGCCAUUGCAGCUGUUGCAUCUCUCCUUUCAGGUCUCUGUUAUGCAGAGUUUGGAGCUCAAGUACCAAAGUCAGGCUCUGCCUACAUUUACAGUUACGUCACUGUCGGUGAACUUAUCGCUUUUGUGGUUGGCUGGAACAUGCUUCUUGAAUACAUCAUGGCUGGUGCAGCGGUAGCUAAAGCGUGGAGCGAUUUUUUUAAUUCAUUAUGUCACAACUGUGUGAAGAAUUUGCUCAUUGAGCAUAUUGGAGCAUUCAAAGUUCAUUGGUUGUCCGAGUAUCCUGAUUUUUUGGCGUUUGCUGUGAUAGCAGUUUCAGUGACCAUCGUAAUAUGUGGUGUUUCUGAAUCGACUACCUUCAACUUGGUGUUAACGAUCCUAAAUCUAGCUGUCAUCGCUUUCGUUACGUUUGUUGGACUGACCUUUGCAGACACGGGGAACUGGAGUGAUUUUGCACCAUGGGGAUUCCAUGGCAUUAUGUCUGGUGCUUCCACUUGUUUUUUUGCAUUUGUUGGCUUCGACGUGAUCGCCACAUCCGGAGAAGAAGCGAAAAAUCCUCAUAAGGCUAUUCCAAGAGCUACUGUGGCUGCACUGUUCGUUAUAUUUUUGGCGUAUGAGAGUGUCUCGGUGACGCUUACUUUAAUGUUACCCUACCAUAGCUUGCCUGAGACUUCAGCUUUAGCAACGGCCUUUGAAAUACGUGGUUUUUCAACAGGAAAAUAUGUCGUUGCUGUUGGUGCGAUCUGUGGCCUCAGUGCGAGUGUACUAGAUGCCUUAUUUGCCAUUCCUCGGAUUAUGUACUCUAUGGCAAGCGACCGACUCAUUUUUAGUUGUUUUGCAAAAGUUAACGACCGCACAGGUACCCCUCUCAUAGCGUGCCUUAGUAGCGGGCUGUUGACGGCCUUGCUUGCAAUGUUUUUCGAUUUGGCUUCACUAGCCGAGAUGCUUUCUGUUGGAACUCUGUUGUCGUACACCAUAGUGGCCAUCAGUGUGAUUCUAUUACGGUAUAGGCCUGGUAACAUCAUUAAAGAAGAGACCGCUGACCCUGGAGAAAUGUUGAUUGAUGAUGACAUUGAAACUUUGGGAGGUGGAGAAGUUCCAGAGAAAGAAAUUUCAUCGUCAAAAAACUUUAAUGAAACACUUCCUAUACUGACGAGACUUGGACAGUGCAUUAUGGGAAGACGUCUUGAUGAGCCAAACGAAGAUAGUUAUCUGGUUGUUAAAGUUUCUUUAAUUAUCUUUCUCUUGAGCGUGAUAGGACUAGAAUCAUGCCUUAUAUGGGGCAUGGACUACUUACGAUCCAAGAAUCCCUACGUGAUCAUUAUUUUUGUUUUAUUUGUAACGUGGAUGUUAUUAGCUGUUGACGUCAUCUCCCGUCAACCGGAGAGAAAGGCAAGCCUUUAUUUCAAGGUUCCAUUUUUACCACAUCUACCCCUGGCAGCGGUUUUCAUCAACGUCUUUUUACUUUUGGAAUUGAGAAGUCUUACUUGGAUACGGUUUGCUGUUUGGAUGACGAUCGAGUAUCUGCCUGUUUCACUUUGUAUGCUACAGCUGACGGCCGACAGGAAAUUGAAGACUUAACGAAGAAGAUGGAAUUGAUCUGUAUCCUAUAAAUAAUAACGCUGAGCAUUUUGUGAGUGUUAUUUAGUACAUAGGGAAUUAUAUGUAGCUGGCUAAAUCAGCUGUUUUACCAUUAGAAAAUCUAGUGAAGUUUGCAUGUAUGUGAUAGAGUCUCGUGGUGUGUGGAAUGGAGGAAAGGGAGCGUGUUGUGUGAUUAUGACUAUCUUAUGACUUAUGAGUGCUGUUUUUUUUUUCAUCUAACCUUUUAAGGAAACUUAUGUUUAAUUGUUUAUGUUUCACACUUCCUCGCGUUUAUUUUUUGGGAAAAAUAAAAGCUGAAGAUAUCGAAAGUAGUUAUUUCGUCAAACAAUUCUUGUAUGGUAAUCUAACAAUUGCAUUCGCAAUCCACAAGUAAGUUAUAACAAGAGAAACUGUUUAUAAAGGAGGCGACGUAUUAUUAAAGUAAAAUUUUCUACCUGUAUGGCAUUGACUUAUUUCUUAGACAUCGUAAGCUAUAGCCAAAGUAGUGAAGGGAUGAUUACGGUUGAGCCAUCAUAAAGUGUGCGUGCUAUUAAACUGAGAUCAAUGAAACAAUUUUCCGUGGUCUCUUUGGAAAAUCAUCUCAGCAUGAAUGGCAGAAUGCUUGAGGAUGAUAUGUCUUAGGGUGUAGGCCGUGUAGCUGGAGUGAGACGUGUAAUGCAGAAACAUAGAAUUUUUCAUUUCAUAGAGAAGAAUUAGAAAGGCUUGGGGUUUUUAUCUUCGUUGAUACAAGCGUUCAUUCGUUUGAGCUUUACUAAUGCAGAAAUCAAAAAAGUCACCUUCUUUUGCUCGAAAUUCCAAACAAAAUCAUGUGUUUAAGACUUUAUUAUUGAUAUUUUUGAAGCGUGUGUUACGUGCAAUAAUACGCGCUUACAGUUAUGCCCGCCUAAAAACAAUCCUCCAUUUCAAAGAUAGGAAAAAAUAACGCAUGAAGAUAAAUCGUAGAAAUACGGUUGAUUUACGACAACGACAACACGAUUGACGUUUCAUAUUGCGAGAAGCAAGUAGAAACAAGAAGAACAAACAUUGCAACCGGCAUUUCUCUAGUUCAGGAACAUCAUUGGAUAGAUGGUGGUAAUAUCUGUGAAUGCUGCACAAUGACCACGAAAAUAAUUAAGGCAUUUCAAAGAACUAAAACUUUCACCACAAGCGAAGUUGAAGAAACUCAACUGAAACGAUGCUUAUCUACGUUGGAUCUCAAUUGUCUGGGAUCCAGUAUUUGCUGCUUUCAAAUUCAAUUUCAUCUGCAACCCUUAUGGUUUUCAUUUAGAGUAUCUGCCUGUUUCACUUUGUAUGCUACAGCUAACGGCCGACAGGAAAUUGAAGACUUAACGAAGAAGAUGGAAUUGAUCUGUAUCCUAUAAAUAAUAACGCUGAGCAUUUUGUUGAUUUACGACAACGACAACACGAUUGACGUUUCAUAUUGCGAGAAGCAAGUAGAAACAA
Xenia sp. Carnegie-2017 is the source of this 3668-nucleotide messenger RNA. Its product is annotated as high affinity cationic amino acid transporter 1-like. The coding region runs from base 426 to 2204 and encodes 592 amino acids. Gene Ontology annotation, biological process: amino acid transport; transmembrane transport. The transcript is spliced from 8 exons. The record is from RefSeq and is a predicted model, not a curated record. Lineage: Eukaryota; Metazoa; Cnidaria; Anthozoa; Malacalcyonacea; Xeniidae. Gene Ontology annotation, cellular component: plasma membrane. Gene Ontology annotation, molecular function: amino acid transmembrane transporter activity.